Mytilus trossulus (common blue mussel) is the source of this 582-nucleotide messenger RNA. RefSeq lists its product as uncharacterized. The transcript is spliced from 2 exons. Gene Ontology annotation, molecular function: 3'-5' exonuclease activity; nucleic acid binding. Lineage: Eukaryota; Metazoa; Mollusca; Bivalvia; Mytilida; Mytilidae. The record is from RefSeq and is a predicted model, not a curated record. Bases 1 to 582 code for a protein of 193 amino acids.
AUGGGACCAGAUGGGGAUCAUGCAGACAUUGAAACAAUCCCAGACCCACGUGAUUUAGAACUACCAAAAACAGUCGUCAUUGAUAAUAACGAGGAACUUUCUGUUCUCGUUUUCGACAUUGAAACCACUGGAUUUGAAUACGAUUCCGAGAUAGUUCAACUGUCAGCAGUUUGUGACAAAGGAGAGUUUGAUAAAUACAUUAUACCAACAAAACCUAUUCACCCAAAAGCCACCGAAGUCACCCAUCUUUUUAGAACAGGAACGCGUCUAUAUUAUAAAGGUCAGCAACUUAAGACAGAGCCGAAGGAGAAUGUGUUUAACGGUUUUAUUGAUUGGCUUCCUGAAAAUGCAUUACUGGUUGCACAUAAUUGCAAACAGUUUGAUGCAAAAAUUCUUGUAUCACAGAUGCAGCCUUUAGCUUCAACAUUUUUGGAAAACCUGAAAGAUCACAUGUUAGGAUUUUCAGACACACUACCAUUAUUUCGUGUUAAAUUCCCGAAAAGAAAGUCAUACUUCAGAGCUCUCUUGCCAAAGACAUACUUAAAACAACAUACAAUGCUCACAAUGCGCUUGAUGAUGUAA